CAGACAUGGAUAAAAGAUCCUCUGAAAUAGAGAUUAGCAACUCCAGUCAGAGCCAUCUGACACUGUUGACGUUGAGGGUCCCUGCUGAUGGUUGCUCAGCAAGCUCAGUGUGACUGCAAACGGUGGUAUAGAUGAGAAGCUUGGCAAAAAGUGAUACGAGAGAAGCAAACUUGAACGAGUCAGGCAAUAUCGCUUGACCAUGCUUGAGAGCUCCCGGAAGUACGUGGUAUUGGAAGUAGGAAUAAGAGAAAACCGAUGUGAUCUCUGCAAAGGUGCAAAGGGCGCAAAGUCGUUACUUUUGACUAGAGUUCGGAAACGAAAAGGCGAUAGCGAAAUUGACAUCAUCAGAAUAUUAUGAGCACAAAGACAAAAGUCUUGCUCUUGACACCUCUUCAGUAGACAAUUACAACCUGCCUCUGUUGAGAAAGAGCACUGAGUACAUCUAUAGUUAUCCCCAAAAAAAGAAGAUGCCGUCUCCUUCGGUUGUGAUUGUGUGCACGUCGGCCGACAAGUUUGGUAGCGACGGACAUGCUACUGGUGUAUGGUUGGACGAACUAGCGCACCCCUAUUACAUCUAAGGGCAGGCCUCAAUUUUUAGCAAGCAGUACUUCCUAUAAUCUUUGUAUUACAUUUUUCCUCUAUCAUUGGUUUUAGAUUUUUCCUACUUGGGAAGGCUGGCUCCAACAAUAAUAUAAUCUGCCUAAUUACUCUCUGACUAUGGUACAAAUGAUCUCCACUAGUGUGAGUAUGUUGAACGAUGUACUUUCUAAAAAGAGUCUAUUUCAUCAUGGCUUUAAAAAUUAAACACGACAUCGCACUGAGACUGACUAGAUGGGGGGUGCCUUCCUCACAAAAACCUACGCUCCAACGUAGGAGUUCUUUUGUUGACCUAAUUUGUGCUUGCAGAUCACAGAAAACUACGUCCUCCUCAUUCCAACGCAAGUAGAUAUUAGCUUUCGUCUUCAUCUAAUGUAAGCUUGCAGCUGCAGGCAUGGAGGUUACGGUAGCCAGCUUGCAGGGAGGAGAGAUUCCAGUGGACGCGGGCUCUCGAGGAGCAGCCGUUCCGGACUUUUACACCGAUGUCGCAAAGAAGUUUGACGCCGAUGAAAAAGCAACGGAAAGGUUGAAAAAUUCAAAGAAACUCACUGAGUUGGUACUACUAGUACUGUUUGUUGUUUUUUUAGAGUACAUCUGAGUAGAAACUCAAUGACUUCUUGGUAUUAGUGCUUGUCUUAGACAGUGACAGCUGUAAGUAGGGCACUACUUCUUGUCUUAGAAGACAUUUGCUAUAUCUAAGUAGCUCUCGUAGUUUUAGAUUUAGUUGACAUAAGUAGUUGCUUUAGAUGAUUUAAGUAGUUGUUUUAGACGUCCAAGUAGCUAGUUGUUCUUCUUCUGUUCGAGAAUGACGUAAGUAGUUGUUGUUGUUCUGUUGAAGAAGGGGUCUUGGUACUGUUUGUUCUACAUGGUGCUUGGGUUUUGAGUUGUAGAAACUGAUACUGGUAUGAGCUGAAGAGGCAGAAGAAAAAAAAGAGAACUGAGUAGAGUAAGCACCUGUGCCUGAACCUGCAGCGCCUCAGUCACAAGUACAGUAUCAUCGGGGUGCAGAAUCAGUUCAGUUACACCAUAGUAUCAUCGAGCUGUAGAGUCAGCUCAGUUACAACAGAGUAUCAUUGGGGUGCAGUAGCUCAGUUGCAUCAGUGCCAUCUUUUCAAGGAUGAAGAAGCUGAGGAUACUUAGAGCCUCAGUCACAAGUACAGUAUCAUCGGGGUGCAGAAUCAGUUCAGUUACACCAUAGUAUCAUCGAGCUGUAGAGUCAGCUCAGUUACAACAGAGUAUCAUCGGGGUGCAGUAGCUCAGUUGCAUCAGUGCCAUCUUUUCAAGGAUGAAGAAGCUGAGGAUACUUAAUAUCUUUUCGAUCUCACACUCAAAGAAUAGAGAGGUAUCUAGAUUCUAGAAGCAACUAUGUAGCAUCAUCACCCAAAAGGGAGACGAAAACUCUAGAAAACUCGUGAUUUCUCAACUUUUGAAGCUCAUAUCCAAGAAAUUUCGAAUAUAUCUCAUCUUUUUCAAAUUCAUUUCCUGACGAACGCUUUGCAUUUCAAUUGAGUUUCACCUAAUAUCCAAGAAAUUUCGAAUAUAUCUCAUCUUUUUCAAAUUCAAUUCCUGACAAGCUCUUUGCAAAGCAAUUGGAAGCCCUUUCGCUUUGCUUUUGAAUCACCUAUGGAGUAUCUUCGUUCCUGUUGGUGCUCAUCUGUGGCCUAGUCCUAUUAUCGAUAUCUUCAGCCUACAGCAUUCAAUCCUUAACCGUUUCUGGCCAUCUGGGUUCUGCAUUUUGAGUACUAGAAUGACCUGUCAGCUUGAGCUUCUACCUUCAUCCGCAGCAGCACACAAUUGGUAAGAGUAAAAAUACAAAGAAGUUGUAUGAAGAAAAAUCCAGUACCUUCUAUCGUCUUUUUUUUCUAUAAUUUACUACACCUGACUCCAUGUACUACUUGAUACUACUUCUAGCUCUACUACAUUUCUUAAUAAUCCUUUGUGCCUCAAUAAGGCUGAUAAUUCCCUUUGUAUAAUUUGUUUCCAUUUUACUCCAGUCUCCAGACGCAUUCGAUGCUAUCUACAUUCCUGGUGGGCAUGGCUGCUGCGCUGAUAUGUCGGAUGAUGCUGCUCUGAAUUAUGGCUCUUUUAUGCUCAAGUGACCCGGCUCUUAAGUGAAAAAAGUGACCCUAAAGUGAUCCUGAUACAUGGAUUCCAUCACUACUACACAAGUGCUGACCCUCAUGGAUUCAGAAGUGACCCUCAUGGAUUCAUUCACUAGUAGUACUUAAUAGUUUUUGGUCUGUUAUUGUAUGUUUCAUUCCAUAUCCUUCCAGGUAGUUGUAGACAACUGUUUUGCAUCGAUCUCUGCUUUCUUUGGGGACUAUAAUUGAUUUUUCCUGAAGCAUAUAAGAAGUGCAGUCAGAAAAACUCGUCAAGUACAAGUAGGAAAAAUGAUAUACCUCACGGUAGAUACAUAUGGGAGGACAGGGAUAGGGAUUCUGGAUGAGCCGUUAUUUUGAGUGGUACUCGUACAACUAGUACAAAGGGAAAAUGAGCCACAUUCUGCUAAUGAACGACGUUCAUCGAGAAGAUGUAUGCGGAUGGCAAGCCGGUUGCGGCGUGUUGUCAUGGGCCUGUCGCUCUACCACAGUGCUGCAAACCCGAUGGUACUUUUUAAUGAAGUUGUAGUUGUUGUUCCUGUGUGUGGACGACGUAGAAAAGUAGUCUUCUAGAAGUGGUAGUGGACUGUGAUAAGAUUGCAGUAGUGAGUCACCAUCGAACAACAUGUUCUUAGGCACUGCUCUGGUUUCGGGUCUCAAGAUUGCCGUCUUUAAGGACGCUGAAGAGGCUGACGUAGGACACAAGGAUCGAGUAACAUUAAGGCUUGCAGUUAUUGAGCAUCAUAAUACUUAUCAUGAUCACUAUAGCCUCUUCUAUUACAGACAUACUUUUCUUAUUCGAGGGAGUGAGAUUAUCAAGAUUUUGGUCUUCUUCGGUCUGAAUCCUUACCAUGAUCACCCCCCUCUUCCUCACCCUCCUCAUCCCAAUCAUCCCCCUCAUGCUCCUCCCUACAUCUGUCUAAUUUUUCCAUGGCUACUGGAAGCGAAGUGCCGUGAGCUUGGAGCCGACUUGCAGCAGGUGGACAACUGGAAUUCCAAGGCAGUGCGCGAUGGUAACCUCUUCACAGGACAGAAUCCACAAUCGAGCGUCGCACUCGUAGAAUUAUUGCUGGAUGCAAUGAAGCAAACUGCGUAGAAGUGUGGAAGGUGUGUAGUUCUAGGUGUAGGUGUGAAACUGAACAAAGCAGGUGAGACAUUUCUGUCUGAUCAAGUCAGAGGCGAGACGGACUCAUUUCAGGAAAGCAAUGACGAAGCAGCCGGAGAUGGAGAUGGAUCUGGCACUAGAUCUUCAUACCAAAUCAAAAUACUCUGUUGCUCUUACUGAGAAUCAGCGUCAACACGAGAUUGAUACUUCCGGUCAGUAGAACAAAGAUAAGUACUAAAAAUACAUGAUCUGAUAACAUAUUUAUAUCUUUAGGUUGCUUUAGUGUCGUAGAUCUAUCGUCACCUCAAGUUGCGCAUGUUAUAUUUCUAAUUUUUUAGCUUGAGCAAUCUCAAUCAAGUGAAGAUGGCAUGUGAUCUCAAGCAAGUGAAGAUGGCAUGUGAUGUAGUGGUGAUAUCGGACGUUCUGAUGUGGCUUCCUGCUGGUGUCAUGUUGUUAGCGAUGUCUUACACCAGAAGGCAACUGAUGAUCAUGUAGUUUAGACCCGUGAAAAGAUCCAGAUGUUUAUCCUGUUGUGGGUCCUCUCGGUUCGCACGACCACAGGAUGAAAU
Molecule: messenger RNA, 4370 nt
Organism: Amoebophrya sp. A25
Lineage: Eukaryota; Dinophyceae; Syndiniales; Amoebophryaceae
Source: the annotation of a GenBank genome assembly